Prunus persica (peach) is the source of this 2434-nucleotide messenger RNA. Its product is annotated as aldehyde oxidase GLOX. The transcript has a single exon. The record is from RefSeq and is a predicted model, not a curated record. Bases 243 to 2000 code for a protein of 585 amino acids. NCBI's taxonomy places the organism in Eukaryota, Viridiplantae, Streptophyta, Magnoliopsida, Rosales, Rosaceae.
CCUGUGGGCCCUCUAAUAUGCAUGUACUUGGUAGUGUGUAUAUAAAUGAGACAGUGUCAGCAAAGAAGACCUAGCUAGCUAAGGCCACCUCCACCAUGCACAGCUAAGACCUUCACAUAUUGUCAUCAUCACACUCACUGUCUUCUUUUUUUGAUUUGUAAAACAGAACCCACUUCCUUUUAUAAAGAGAUAAACCCCAAUCUCCCCAAGAACAAAAAUAACCAAGAAACCAGUCGUCGGCCAUGGCUUUCAUUUUCAAGAACCUCUCUUUAUCAUCCUCCGUUUUCUACUACGCCAUCCCCCUCUUAUUUUCUUAUCUCUUCAUUGUUUCCCACUCCCAGUACUUGACCAAUCCGACGCCGUUUUCCUCCAUUAAUGCUACUACCAGUAACGUCUCCGCCGGGGGGCAGUGGGUUCUUCUCCACAAAAGUAUCGGAGUCUCGGCAAUGCACAUGCAACUCCUCAAGAACGACAAAGUCAUCCUCUUCGACCGUACGGACAUGGGCCUCUCCAACUUCUCCUUCCCCUCCGGCACCGGCUGCCGCAAGUACAACGACACCCACCACCGCAACAGAACCAUCACAGACUGCACCGCCCACUCCCUCCAAUACGACGUCAUUUCCGGUAAUAUCCGCCCCCUCUACGUCAGCUCCGACACGUGGUGCUCCUCUGGCGCAUUGGACCCCAACGGCACCCUCAUUCAGACUGGCGGGUACGGCCCGGGCAUCCGAAAAAUCCGCACAGUCGCCCCUUGCGACGACGGAAAAUGCGAGUGGACCGAGCUCCCGGUCAACCUUGCCGACGGCCGCUGGUACGCCUCCACGCAAAUCUUGCCCGACGGACGCGUCAUCGUCGUCGGAGGGCGGAGAGCUUUCUCCUACGAGUUCUACCCCAAGACUGACGACGUGUCGUCCAAGAGAUACUACCUCAGCUUCUUGGCAGAGACCACCGACCCUUACGAGGAGAACAAUCUUUAUCCCUUCUUGCAUCUCUUGCCGGACGGCAACCUCUUCAUCUUCGCCAAUAACCGGUCAAUCUUGCUUGACUAUAAGCAGAACCGGGUCGUCAAGGAGUUACCGGUUAUACCCGAUGGCAUCAAGCGGACCUACCCGAGCACCGGGUCCUCGGUGCUCCUCCCGCUAAAAAUGAACGGGUCUUUAGACGGGUCGGAUAAACCCGAAGCCGAGGUGCUGAUAUGCGGCGGGUCGCCACCCGGUGCGUUUAACAUGUCGAAUUUGAACCGAGUCUUCGUCAGCGCCUCCAACAGCUGCGGUCGGAUCAAGUUGACCGACCCGGAUCCGAAAUGGGUCAUGGAGGAAAUGCCCAUGCCACGUGUCAUGUCCGACAUGCUUCUCCUUCCUACGGGCGACGUCAUCAUCCUCAACGGAGCGUCAAACGGAACGGCAGGGUGGGAAGACGCGGCGAACCCGGUCUUCAACCCGGUUUUGUAUAAAACCUACGAGCCCGACCCGAAUCUCAGAUUCGUUGUGCUUAACCCGUCCAGCACUCCCAGAAUGUACCACUCGUCCGCUUUGCUUUUGCCAGAUGGCAGUAUCCUAGUGGGCGGGAGCAACCCGCACGAGAUGUACAAUUUCACGGCGAGACCCUUCCCAACCGACCUCAGCCUGGAGGCCUAUCAGCCGCCGUACCUGGGCCCGCUCUUGGCAGUAUUGCGUCCUUCGAUCUUGACCAUCGAAGCGAGGGACAGCAUCGUAUCGUACGGUCAGAUGUUUUCUGUUACGUUUAUGUUAUCCGUGUACCGGGCCGAUCCCGGGAUUUCAGUGGUCCUCAUAACGCCGUCGUUUACGACUCACUCCUUCUCCAUGAAUCAGAGGAUGGUGGUUUUGGACGUGGCGCGCUUGGAGAACUUGUCCGCGUUUGCUUACAAGAUUGCGGCGUAUGGCCCACCGAAGACCACGGUGGCCCCACCGGGAUACUACAUGCUUUUUCUUGUCCACGCUGGCACUCCCAGCCACGCUGUGUGGGUGAAGGUGCAGUAAUUUGGAUUUGGUGUUAGGACUUUUAGGAAUUCUUUGGGGCAUAGAUUACCAAAUUUUGAAUGAAAUUUUUUAAAAUUUCUUUUAUUUUAUUUGUUAAGAAUUGUAAUGAUCACAGUAAUGCUAAUGAGACUGAUGGUGAACGAGAGAAAUGGAAUCAGUUAAAGAAUUAUCGUGUGAAUUGACUGAGAAUUUCUGUGGGAUUUAAUUACAUUAAUUAUAAACAGUAAUAAUGUAGUCAGUUAAGAAUUUUUUUGACCAGCUCAACGUUAUCGCGUGACCAAACGAAUUGAUCUUCACAUCCAGGUUUUUAAUUGGUCAAGCAACAACUAUGUACUGGAAAGCAUUAAAACAGGGUUUAUUUACCCCUGGGUAAUUAGCAAUCUAAACAUUACUAUCUUUUCUAUUUUUUACUUUCUUUUUUAACGAAGCGGUAU